AUGUCAGCAGAGCUGGGAGAGCCGGUCAGCAGAGCCGGGAGAGCCAUCAGCAGAGCUGGGAGAGCUGGUCAGGGCAGAGCCGGGGAGAGGAACCGCAGAGCCGGGAGAGCCGUCAGCAGCCGGGAGAGCCGUCAGCAGAGCUGGGAGAGAGCUGUCAGCAGAGCUGGGAGAGCUGGUCAGCAGAGCAGGAGAGCUGUCAGCAGAGCCGGGAGCUUGGUCAGCAGAGGGGAGAGCUGGGUCAGCAGAGCCGGGGAGAGACUGGCUCAGCAGAGCCGGGAGAGCCAGUCCGCAGAGCCGGGAGAGCUGCCGCAGCAGAGCCGUGGAGAGAGCCGCAGAGCUGGGAGAGCUGGGUCGGGCAGAGCUGGGAGAGAUGUCAGCAGAGCUGGGAGAGCUGGCCCAAAGCAGAGCUGGGAGAGCCGUCGCGGAGAGCUGAGAGCUGUCAGUAGAGCCGGGAGAGCUAGUUCAGCAGAGCCGGGGAGAGCUGGUCAGCAGAGCCGGAGAGCUAGCUGGGAGAGACGCCGCAGCUGGGAGAGCCGGGAGAGCUGCCGGCAGAGCUGGGAGAGCUGGGAGCAGCGGAGAGCUGGGAGAGCUGUCCCGGAGAGCCUGAGCAGAGCCGGGAGAGCUGGGUCAGUCAGUGCCGGGAGAGCUGGGCUGGCCGCAGAGCUGGGAGAGCUGGUCAGUAGAGCCGGGAGAGCUGUCAAAGCCGCCGGAGAGCUGGCCGCAGAGCUGGGAGAGCUGGGCAGCAGAGCUGGGAGAGCCGGCCGUGCCGGAGAGCCGGGCAGAGCUGGGCCGCAGAGCUGGGAGAGACGCCGCAGAGCUGGGGAGAGCUGUCAGCAGAGCCGGGAGAGCUGGCUGAGAGCUGUCGCAGAGCUGGGAGAGCUCGUGUCAGCAGAGCCGCAGGGAGAGCUGUCUGCAGAGCUGGGAGAGCCUGGGUCAGUAGAGCUGGAGAGCCGCUGUCAGCAGAGCUCGGGAGAGUUGUCAGCUGCAGAGCUGGGAGAGCUGUCAGAAGAGCUGGAGAGUCAAGCUGGGAGAGCUGUCAGUGCAGAGCCGGGAGAGCUGGGUCAGCAGAGCUGGGAGAGCUGGGAGUCAGAAGAGCCGGGGAGAGCUGUCAGCAGAGCCGGGAGAGCUGUCAGCGAGCCGGGGAGAGCUGUCAGGCAGAGCCGGGGAGAGCUGUCAGCAGAGCUGUCAAAGGAGAGCAGUCAGCAGAGCUGGGAGAGCUGGCAGAGCCUGGGAGAGCUGGGAGAGCUGGGAGAAGCUGGGAGAGCAGGUCAGCAGAGCCUGGGGAGAGCUGCCAGGCAGAGCUGGGAGAGCUGUCAGCAGAGCUGGGGAGAGCUGUCAGAGCCGGCAGAGCUGGGGAGAGCUACAGUAGAGCUGGGAGAGCUGGGAGGGCAGAGCCGGGAGAGCUGUCAGUAG
Molecule: messenger RNA, 1413 nt
Organism: Haliotis rubra (blacklip abalone)
Lineage: Eukaryota; Metazoa; Mollusca; Gastropoda; Lepetellida; Haliotidae
Product: circumsporozoite protein-like
Exons: 5
Coding region: 1-1413 (470 amino acids)
Source: RefSeq, a predicted model, not a curated record